Oreochromis aureus is the source of this 1849-nucleotide messenger RNA. It is a transcript of the gene dnaaf4, whose product is annotated as dynein axonemal assembly factor 4. Gene Ontology annotation, molecular function: nuclear estrogen receptor binding. Lineage: Eukaryota; Metazoa; Chordata; Actinopteri; Cichliformes; Cichlidae. Bases 147 to 1367 code for a protein of 406 amino acids. The transcript has 9 exons. Gene Ontology annotation, biological process: outer dynein arm assembly; cilium movement; inner dynein arm assembly. The record is from RefSeq and is a predicted model, not a curated record.
GUUACCAUAGUAACAUGACGAGGUGCGACGGAAAUUGACGUCGGAUACGUUUAUGAAACGAAAUAGAGCGAUUUUUUAAUCAAAGCACAACCUUUUGGCUCUUCUAAAAACAGGCGAAUCAAACAGUGAGCUCAGCUGUACCAAAAAUGCCUCUGGUCGUGAUGGACUACGUCUGGACCCAGACGGAGACGACGCUUUACAUUAAUGUGCCUCUAAAAGGAACGAAAGCCGGGAAGGUAGACAUUGUCUGUACGGACGAUUACCUCAAGGUGCAUUUCCCCCCUUAUCUGUUUGAAGCCUUCUUGUUUGAGCCUGUUGAUGAUGACAGAAUCGCAGUAAGGGUUGCAAAUGGAUGUGCAGUCAUCACUUUGCCAAAAAGGACCAACAAAGUGUGGGAGCAUCUGAUGAUAAGUACAGAUAAUAAAGAAAAAAUGGAGAUCAGACAGAGGGCUCUGUUAAAAUACCACGAAAAGCUUUCUUCAGAGUCUAUAAGCAAGGCAGCAAAACAACAAGCAGAUAACAAAUAUGCUCUGGAGACAGUGAUAAAGCUUGAAAAAGAGGAACGAGACAGUAUCCAGAAGAUAAAGGACGCAGAACAAGAGAAAACCACACAAGAGUUGGCUGCAUGGCAUUUCAGACAACAACAAAAAGCAGAGCAGGAUGUCCAGCUGAAAUUGCAAAGUGAAAAAGCCAGAUCACGCCAACUAAGAACAGAGACAGAGAGGCAGAAAUGUGGACCUUCUGACCAAGAAAAAAUGAAAUUGGAUCAAAGAAGCAACAGUAAUGCAAAGAGCAAGAAAGCACAAGAUGAACUCCCUCCUCCAAGACACAGAGGAAACAUUCAAGUUACAUUCACCCCAAGAAUCUUUCCAACAGCUCUCAGAGAGUCCAGACUUCCAGAGGAGGAGGAGUGGCUGAGAAAACAAGCUGAAACCUGGCGAAAAGUGAAUGUGGAUGUUGAUGAUCUAAAAGACCUGAAGGAAGAGGAGGGGAACCCUUACUGGUUAAAGGACAAAGGAGACAAAUGUUUUGCCACUGGGGACUUCCUGGGAGCAGUGAAUGCCUAUAGCUUGGCUAUCAGGCUCAUGGGGAAGAUCCCUGCUUUGUAUUCAAACAGGGCCGCAUGCCAUCUGAAGUUAAGGAAUUUUCACAAGGCCAUUGAAGACUCCUCUCAGGCACUUGAUCUGCUGACUCCACCAGUCCCUGCCAAUGCAGCUGCCAGAGUUCGAGCUUUUGUCCGUCGAGGAUCUGCCUUCUGCGAGCUGCAAGCUUAUCCAGAAGUGACUCAAAAGGUGUCCAGGUGUCAGCUGAUCUACCUACAACUUAAUUUCAGGGCUACAAGACUUCCUCGCUGCUCUGAAGAUUGACCCUAAUAAUGAAGCACUGUUGGUGGAUACACAGAGAAUCAGAGACAUCAUUCAAGGAUCUGCUGUCAAUCCUGCCAGUGAGACAGAGUGACACACACGGCAUGUGCUUUGUACGUUAUGUUCAUGAAAUGUUUUACUUAGCACUGGUUUCAGGUUCUUUAUAAAAUAUUAAAAAUUCUUGUAUUUUAUUUACAAAGGUCAUACAUUUGAAAGCUAAGGAUGGAUAACAAAUGUAUUCUGUACAUCCUUUGUAAACAACAUCCUUUGAAAAAUACAGACUUAUGAAUCGUAUCGUAGGUAAAGCCAAGCUACUUUUUUAGUGUCUAGUGUCUCAUUAAGUAAUACCAGUCUUAGUUUUAAAUGAUUUUCAUGAUCAAUUAAUUGUAUAUUAUAUAAAAUGUUGGGGAAAAAAGCAAAAAAAAGAAAUCCAUGUUGAUGUCAUAUUGUGUCCAGUAAAGUCCCGCAUAUUCAGUUCACAAAAA